AUGGCUCCCGCCGUCGGUAUUGAUCUGGGAACCACCUACUCCUGUGUGGGUGUCUUCCGCGAUGACCGCAUUGAAAUCAUCGCCAACGACCAGGGUAACCGUACAACCCCCUCGUUCGUCGGUUUCACCGACACCGAGCGUCUCAUCGGUGAUGCCGCCAAGAACCAAGUCGCCAUGAACCCCCACAACACUGUCUUCGAUGCUAAGCGUCUCAUUGGUCGCCGCUUUCAGGAUGCUGAGGUCCAGGCCGAUAUGAAGCACUGGCCUUUCAAGAUUGUCGAGAAGGCUACCAAGCCCGUCAUCGAGAUUGAGUUCAAGGGUGAGGCCAAGCAGUUCACCCCUGAGGAAAUCUCCGCCAUGAUCCUCGUCAAGAUGCGUGAGACCGCCGAGGCCUACCUUGGUGGCACCGUCAACAACGCUGUCAUCACUGUCCCUGCCUACUUCAACGACUCUCAGCGUCAGGCUACCAAAGACGCCGGUCUCAUCGCUGGUCUCAACGUCCUCCGUAUCAUCAACGAGCCCACUGCCGCUGCUAUCGCCUACGGUCUUGACAAGAAAGUCGAGGGUGAGCGCAACGUUCUGAUCUUUGAUCUUGGUGGUGGUACUUUCGAUGUUUCUCUCCUGACCAUCGAGGAGGGUAUCUUCGAGGUAAAGGCCACUGCUGGAGACACCCACUUGGGUGGUGAGGACUUUGAUAACCGUCUGGUCAACCACUUCGUCAACGAGUUCAAGCGCAAGCACAAGAAGGAUCUGACCACAAAUGCCCGUGCUCUCCGUCGUCUCCGCACCGCUUGCGAGCGUGCCAAGCGAACUCUCUCUUCCGCUGCCCAGACCUCCAUUGAGAUUGACUCUCUCUUCGAGGGUGUUGACUUCUACACUUCCAUCACCCGUGCCCGUUUCGAGGAGCUCUGCCAGGACCUCUUCCGCGGCACCAUGGAGCCCGUUGAGCGGGUUCUCCGUGAUGCCAAGAUUGACAAGUCCUCCGUUCACGAGAUUGUCCUUGUCGGUGGUUCUACCCGUAUCCCUAAGAUCCAGAAGCUCGUCUCCGACUUCUUCAACAAGGACGCCAACAAGUCCAUCAACCCCGACGAGGCCGUUGCCUACGGUGCCGCCGUCCAGGCCGCCAUCCUGUCCGGUGAUCAGUCUUCCAAGUCCACCAAUGAGAUCCUGCUUCUCGACGUCGCUCCUCUUUCUCUGGGUAUCGAGACCGCCGGUGGUGUCAUGACUCCUCUGAUCAAGCGCAACACCACUAUCCCUACCAAGAAGUCCGAGACCUUCUCCACCUACUCCGACAACCAACCCGGUGUCCUGAUCCAGGUCUUCGAGGGUGAGCGUGCUCGCACCAAGGACAACAACCUCCUCGGAAAGUUCGAGCUCACUGGCAUUCCCCCUGCCCCCCGUGGUGUGCCCCAGGUUGAGGUCACCUUCGAUGUCGAUGCCAACGGUAUCAUGAACGUCUCCGCUCUCGAGAAGGGUACCGGAAAGUCCAACAAGAUUACCAUUACCAACGACAAGGGUCGUCUCUCCAAGGAGGAGAUCGAGCGCAUGCUUUCCGAGGCUGAGAAGUACAAGGAGGAGGAUGAGCUUGAGUCUGCUCGCAUCCAGGCCAAGAACGGUCUUGAGUCUUACGCCUACUCCCUCAAGAAUACUCUCUCCGAGGGCAAGCUUCAGAUCUCCGAGGAUGAUAAGAAGAAGGUCGAGGACAAGAUCAACGAGGUCAUCGGCUGGCUCGACAGCAACCAGACUGCCGAGAAGGACGAGUACGAGUCCCAGCAGAAGGAGCUUGAGGCUGUUGCCAACCCCAUCAUCUCCGCUGCCUACGGUGGCCAGGCUCCCCCUGGCGCUGGUGCCCCCGAGGGUGGUGCCCGUUCCGCUGACGAGGUCGAGGAGAAGCCCGAAGAGCUUGACUGA
This is a messenger RNA of Penicillium digitatum Pd1, 1911 nucleotides long. It is a transcript of the gene hsp70, whose product is annotated as molecular chaperone Hsp70. Gene Ontology annotation, molecular function: ATP-dependent protein folding chaperone; ATP binding. The record is from RefSeq and is a predicted model, not a curated record. Lineage: Eukaryota; Fungi; Ascomycota; Eurotiomycetes; Eurotiales; Aspergillaceae. Gene Ontology annotation, cellular component: cytosol; plasma membrane; nucleus.